This is a messenger RNA of Dreissena polymorpha, 10125 nucleotides long. Its product is annotated as histone-lysine N-methyltransferase 2D-like. Gene Ontology annotation, biological process: regulation of transcription by RNA polymerase II. Bases 42 to 7889 code for a protein of 2615 amino acids. The record is from RefSeq and is a predicted model, not a curated record. NCBI's taxonomy places the organism in Eukaryota, Metazoa, Mollusca, Bivalvia, Myida, Dreissenidae. The transcript is spliced from 46 exons.
UUCAUAUUUUUUACCAUGCCCAAUGGCGUUCUGUGACAAAAAUGUCUAAUCGACAGCAAAGUGACAGGGGUCAUAGUGGCCCCCCUCAUGACAGUUCAUCACCGUACAAGAGGGCACCCCCCCAGACGUCUCCCAAUGCAGUGUUGCGACCAGGACCACCCUUCUAUCAGGACCCCAGGUUUGGAAUGGCUGUUGCAGCUGCCGGGCCAUAUGCCAGCAUGUAUUCCAGCCAGUUUCAACAGCCAAGCCAUGUGGACCACAGCCAGGAUGUGAGGGAGCAGUUUACUAGAGACCGGCUGCAGGUUGGAACAUCAGCAGCCAGGGAUGCUGAGCUGUAUCCCUAUCAUCGACAGCGACGACCACAGCUGUUAGAAAGUCACCACCCUGGUGUGGAUAGAUCAAGACAAGAACCCCCACUGUCGGCCUAUGGUCAGCACUACCACCAGGAGAGCAUGGGUAACCUGCAGCCUGCACCAACCUCGGCGCUCCAGGGAGGGGUAGGCACUGGGCCCCAGCCCCCUAAACGGCCACGUAUUGCAGCAGAGCGCCCUGACCUCACAAAGCCUCUCACUAUUGAUGUCACCCAGGCAGAGACCAAAAGGGAGCCCGCGUACAACCCCCAAGUGGAGGCCAUAUCUCCCACUCUACCGCCUGAGGAGACCCAGAAGGUACAGAAGGUGAAGGAUGAGCUGCUGCAGAACAUCAGUCGUAUAGAUAAGGACAUCAAUCUGGUGGAGCAGCAGAUUGCCAUGAAGCAGAAGAAGAGACAGCAACAAGAGGAAGCGGCCAGCAAACAGAAUGAAGAAGUAGAGUCUGAUGAGGCCCCAGAGACCACAAUCGAUACGAAGAAUCAGAGCAUUGCACAGAUCAUUUAUGCUGAAAACAGGAGGAAAGCUGCUGAGGCUCAUAACAUAUUGUCGAAAAUGGGACCCAAGGUUGAUGUGCCCCUGUACAACCAGCCAAAAGAUACGCCAAUAUACCAUGAAAAUAAGAGAAAGUUUGCUCUGUUCAAGCCAAGACUGAUUGCUCAUUUCAAGAAGCGACAUCAGGCUAGAAAACAAUGGGAAAAGCGCCUGAGUGAGACUUACAACAGACUCAUGCAGGCCUGGCAGAAGAAAGUCGAGAAAUGGGAAAAUAGCCCCAAACACAAGGCCAAAGAGGCCAAGUUUCAAGAAAUCUUUGAGAAGGUAUUUCCCGAAUUGAAGAAAGCCAGAGAUGAGAAAGACAGACUCAGCAGGACAGGAAAUCGUGCAGGUGGAACACAAUUAUUUGCUCGUAGUGAGGCAGAGUUUGAACAGAUUGUGGAUGGCAUAACUGAACAAGAGGAAGAGGAUCGUAAGAUGCGCACCCUGGCCGUGGUGCCCCCAAUGAUGUUGGAUGCCAGACAGAGGAGGCUCAAGUUCAUCAACAAGAAUGGGCUUAUCAGUGAUUGCAUGGAGGAAUACAAAGAGAGGAAAUACUUCAAUGUAUGGACAGCACAAGAAAAACAAAUCUUCAAAGAAAAGUACUUGCAGCAUCCAAAGAAUUUUGGGCUGAUAGCAUCUUUUCUUGAGAAAAAGAGCACACAGGACUGUGUGGAGUACUACUACCGCUCAAAGAAGAGUGAGAACUACAAGCAGAUGUUGAAACGCCAGUCCACCAAGAAAAAGAGGCAGCAGCAGAAGCCAAUGCUCCAGCAGACCAAGGAGGAGCGCUCUGUGGAUGUGAUGCCGUCCACUUCGGGGGAGGUCUCCACCACCCAGCCAACGUCUGCCUCCAUGGACGAGUCGGCCAAUGUAGUAACCUCCACGGCCUGUGAGGGGUCUGGCAAGAGAGGUGAUGUUGCCAUGGUGACAGUAAAGGAGGAGGAAGACAAAGAAGUGGACGAGUCUUCAGAUGACGACUCUAAAGGAGUUGAGGGAGAAGGUGGUGUACACCAGUGUACCAUCUGUAAGACUCAGCUGGAGCACUAUGGUCUUAGCAGGCCCCUGACCACCAAGAACUGCGAGCUCUACGGGGUACUGCAGACAGACCUAACCUCCGACAUGCGCCUGUGCACCUCGUGCUGGGUCAAGUCUGUCAAGAAGAAACACUCACAGUGCCCAGUGCCCACAUGUAAGACCCCUAGAAGAAAGGUCAAAAGGUUGAGGCCGAUGCCAGCCAAGUGGACUGAUAUGCCUGCAAGUCAGAAAGAGCCCAUUAUGAAGGACCUGCAGCUGACAGAAAACAUCACAAAGUGUUGUUCCACCUGCUUCAAUCGCAUCGCCCGGCGACUGGGCUCCCCACCGCAGCCUGAGCCCAUUGUGCCCAGCUCCUCAGAACCCACCCCUGCACCGCUACCUGUGGAAAUCCAGCCUCCAAUUGACCCAGAUAAAUGGACAGAUGAAGAGAUUGAGUUGGCCAAGAAAGGUUUAGAAGAGCAUGGUAGAGACUUUGCAGCCAUUGCCAGCCUUGUGAACACCAAGACAGAGACCCAGUGCCGCAUCUUCUAUGAGCAGAACAAGAAGAACUACAAUCUUGAGGCCAUACAACAGGACAAGCUCUCAAGUAAAUGGGUGCUAAAAGUUCGAGAAGAGGAUCACCGCACGGUUUCCAUCUGUGAAAGUGUGGCCUCCACAGUGACUGCGCCGUCAGACGGGGAACCAGCAUACUCUGACAAUGAAGAGCACCGUGACACAGAUGACAGUGGAACUGCAAGUGCGCCUAGUCCUCGACCUAUAAACCUGGACGACAGGGAUCUUGGCAAGGAUCAGAAACCAGACUCGUCAAUGACCCUCUCCCUGGCAAGUAGCAGUAUGGGCCCCAAGGUAGCCAGCCAGCCACCCAUAAGACUACGCCCUCUAGGGGAGGGUCCAGCACUGGGUCACCUCGACAGCAGCAGCCUUACAGGUCUACGCGUGGCCAGUGCCCAGCAGAGGCUUUUGCUAGGUGAAGGGCUUAGGCCGGCUGUACAACAGACCCUGUACCCUGGCAGCAUAUCACCAUCAUCCCUCCCUUCAGCUCCCAUGAGGACAGGAGACAAUGUACUUCUGAUGAGGCCCAGCAUCACGCAGAUAGGGGCCGUGGGGUUUGGUUUGUUGCCUCGACAGCCAUUCAGCCCUAGCCAGGGUACCGGGAACUCGAGCCAGAGCUACCCCUCCCGACCUGGAUCUCGGACCAGCCCUGCAGUGCAAAGCCAGCAGUCCCAGCAGACGAGACCCAACUCCUGGUCUUCUUGUCAUGAGGUGCCUAUUACCCGGGAAGUGAACUCCAACCAGAUGCAAGACAUGUCCAGCCUGAAGCCACAGGGUCCAGGUCAGCCGAGAAGACCAGCCAGCGCUCAGUCAGAGCCCGGGACUUCCACCCACAGGGCCCUGUCACCUCACAUUGCACAAUAUCCAUUUGGUCUUGACCCAUCACGUGUAAGUACGCCACCCCUGAACAAGAAGAGCCGGUCCGGGUGUGUGAGAGACCUCAUCGACUCGGCCAUUGAGAGGAACCUGAUCCAGGAAGGAACAAGUGUUGUCUACACACAAGAGAGGCCUGAGAUUGGCUACAAUAGUCAGCCCAGCAACCAGCCUAUGGGUGGGGGUCCAGUGGGUCAAGACUUGCGACCUACAGAUUUACGGAGCAAGGACUUACGGCAGCAGACUAUGUCUUACCCAGAACGCCGACCUUCUCCGUACCAGGUUCCCAGUAGAGAUCAGAGGGACAUUCGCGAUGCCAGGGACAUGAGGGGCGAUCCAAGAGACAUGAGAGGCUCUGCAGGGAUGGACCUCUCCAUGCGGCAUUCUGAGAGUGUGGACAAGGGUGGGCAGAGCUACAAAGGGGAUCCUAGGGACUUUGAGCCGCACAGGCAGGCUGACCCCUACAGAGGUCACCCAGAUGACCCCAAGCAGCGACCCCCAAUGGCCAUUGUGACACCCCCGCCUGCUCACAGUGGCAGGUCCCCCUACGCUAUGCAGCCAGGCAGACCAGACAGCACAGAGAAACCACAGAGCUAUGAACAAGAUAGUAGACAGGCUGGCAUGACGAACAGAGCCCCUCCCUCCAGCUCCCCCUACAGUCCUCAUAGUGGUGACCGCCAUGUGCGACCGGGUAUAGGCCUGCCCCCGCCCCUCAUCACCAACCCUCGAAUGGCUGUCUCCCCCCCUCCGGGCUCCAUCACCCAUGGAACACCCAAGGGGGGAAACCUAGGAGGUCCACCACCUGGAGCCCAACAAGGUGUUCGUGGUCCGGCUAGGGGAUCUAUAACACAGGGUACACCUGUAAGAGAGAUGCCAAGGCCUCAAGGAGGUCAGCCGUACGAUGGACGCAUGCAUGACCAGACCCAGAUGCGUGGCAGUGUUCAGCAGCCGUCUCAUUCUCAGAUUGCGUACGAGCAACGUGGCAACGUUCAGCAGCCGCCCCAUUCCCAGAUUGCUUAUGAGCAACGGGUGAUGGAGCAAAUGAGACACCACCCGGCCCCAUAUAUGGGCUACAUGCCGCCAGAACACCCUGGGGCACGCCCAGGGGACUAUAGUUCCAGCAAGCAAACGCUGCAGAGCGACUUCAUACUGGCUCAUGGUGGAAUGAGGUCAUCACCGACAGACAAAGAAGUUAGAAACGAAGGUCGUGACCACAGGGAUCAGACUGUGAGUCCCAGGGCCCCCGAUCACGGCCCUGGUCAGAGCCCUAAGCAGGUGGGGUACACUACAAUGGACUACAGCCCAGGCUACCAGAUGCAGGGCCGCAUGUACAUGACUCCCCCCGGACAGGGCCAGCCUCCUUCAUCAUCCAGAGUGUCCCCAAGGCCCAGCCAGCCCUCACCUAGGGAUGAGAAAUCAGGGGGUGGACCCUGGGCCCAGAGUAUGGGUGGGCGGCCCAGCCCUGGGGCUCAUGUCUCUCAGCACCCCGAUCCUACGGGUCAAUACCCAGGCAAGCCCAGCAUCACCCAGGGCACAGGUCGGCAGUCUGUUAUCACAGAUUCGCGUGGUGAUGACAGGUAUCGGCAGGCAGACAGCUCAGGUACCCACAUGUCCCAGCGCAGUAUCCACCCUGACAGUGCGGUAGCAGCAUACAUGAUGAUGCCCACGGCAACUGGUGAUCACCAGUCUGGCCCGGCUUCUGUAAUGGCUGAGUACCGGCAUCAGCAGCAGCUGCAACAGCAGCAGCAACAGCAGCAGCAGCAACAACAACAACAGCAGGAUAAGCACCAGCAGCAGGCUAUACUGGCUGCAAGGGAGCAGUUUGAACAUGGGAAGAGAGUAGCCCAUGAGAUCAAACAGCAGCAGCAACAACAGCAGCUGCAGCAGCAGCAACAACAGCAGCUGCAGCAGCAACAACAACUGAUUAGUGCCAAGUACCGCUCCCUCAAAGAUGAGAACCCGCAGCCUCUCAUGAAAGAACCCACAGAAUUCCUGAGAGCCUUUGCCCCCGACCAGCCCGCCCCUCAGAAAGUCUCAUCCGGCGACCAAAAGCAGCACACUAUUACAGCCGCAAGCCUUAUUGAUGCCAUAAUAACCACCCAGAUCAAUCAUCCUAAUGAUGAUGUAAGCCCCGGCAGUCAGGGAAAGCUGGGUGGAAAGCUGGAGCCCAGGCCGUCAGUGUCUCAGCCUAGUAAUCUCUAUACAUCACAGCAUUUCUCACCGCAUGGACCAUCAGCUCCAGUUAGUCAGGGUCACAUGCAACCAAAUGCAGCAGGACCAAUUGGACAGCAGCCUGUACCAGGUCAAGGGCAGCCGUUCCAAGGUCAAGGUCACCCGUAUCAUCAAGGUCAGAAACCAGCUCAGGAGAGCAAGUCUCCAACGUCCCAGAUAGCAGGCAAGAAGCGGUGGAUGCAUUCCCCGGUCCCUCCUGCCAUGGUGGAGGGCAGCAGUUACUCCCCCAGGGCCAAGUCUGAGGCAGGUGACAGUGCCCCGCCCUCCCGGCCUAGCAGCCAUGGGUCCGGCAGUGCAUGGUCACAGGUGGUGUUGGGGAAGGCAGGUGCUCUGUCAGAGGGCAUAAAGCAGCAGAUGACGCUUGGUGACCACAUCAACAGCAUCAUCCAGAUGGACUAUGAGAAGGAAAAGGAAACACCCUCCUCCUCUGUCUCAAUCCUCAGUCAGAUCAAUGGAUCCACCCUGCCAGACUCCAGCAAGAGCUCCUCGCAGGGUUCAAGUACCAACUUGGUGUCAAGCAGUUCUAACUUGCUGCAGAUGUCGGGCAGUGAGUCAAGCCCCCAUGCAUGGACUGUAGCCAGUGCCCCAACCAGUGGGCCCGCUGACCAGAGUAAGACGCCACCCGCCUCCUUUCCUGGACCGAAGAAGUUUAAAUGGAGACAGGGUACUGAACAAGCAAGCAGUACUGGCCACCAGCUGGAGCCUUCCGUACAGUCGGCGCCACAGUCCAGUGUGGAGGAGCAUGGAGCAAGGCCACAGGAGCAUGGUCAAAGGUCAUAUGACCUGGGGUCAAGUGCAUGGGGCCAUGACCAGGGUCAAAGGUCGUAUGAGCCUGGGUCAAGGUCACAAGUAAUGGAUUGGCAGAGGCAGAUGAAGCCUGAUCAGUCGCACUCUCCGGGCAUUUCCACUCAGCCUUCCUCCCCACCAGGCCAGGCAGACAGCAGCAGCAUGGCAGGGGCGGGGGGCUCAGAUGACGUGGGGCCAGCCAGCUCUGUGAAGGGGGCCCAGGGCCACAGGGAGGAGAGGCCAGCAGUCCAACAGUCUGUUGGGUCAGUCCCUGGGGAGCUGAUGAGCAUUGCCACGAGGGCUCCACAUGGUGGCAAGUCUCGCACCCAGUCACCAGUGUCCUCACAGCACUACACAGUGAAGGAGCCCCUGCACCGCCUACCACGCUCUGAGUCCAGGCCGACUGGGGGCCCUGUGGUGAGCACAUCGGGAGAGGCGGGGGGAGGAGGGGGCCCUGCGGGGAGGCCCAGACAGGGUGACAUGCUGGCCCUGUCCCCGUCCAGCUCCUCACAGCCUUCCCCAGAUCAGCACGUGCAGGAUGAGGAUCCAGCCAAGGGAGGCAAUAACUACUUGAAGCCGUCUUCACAGGCCCAGUCACCAGUGUCCUCCGCUGGUGAAUCACGGGACCAGGUGCACUCUUCCCAGCAUGCCCAGAGGAAGGGACGCAUCUACCGGCCCCGAUCCCGCCUGGAGCAAGAGGAAUCACCACAGAAACCCGGCACCACUCAGCAAAGGGAGUUAAUCAAACCUUCUCAAAGAGUGUCCCCAUCGGUGUCUGUGCAGGAAUCUGGCAUGGCUUCAUCCUCCAUGAAGAAGGGGCCCAAGUCUGAGUAUGAUUUCCCAGACAGUCCGGACGAUGAAGCGCAGGGCAAGCCUUACAGCAGCUACAUGGCCCUGUCCAGCUGUACACGGAGUCCACGAAGGGGGGUGGUUGAUAGCUCAGAGAACCGUGUGCAGGGAGUGGGCGGGGAGGGAGGAAGAGAUGGUGAUGUGGAAAGUACUGAUGAUGUGGUGCACUCAGAAUUGUCAAAGGUCUCUGAUAGUGGAGCAGGCAGAGAUAAUGAGGCCCAGGGCAUCGAGCGGUACGACAUAAGUGGGUCUUUGGGUCCUAGCCAAAGAAAGCUGGACCCAGACGAGGGUUCAAAUAUCUCCCAGACGAGUGCAGACAGCACAGAUAGGCUCAUGGUGGAUGAAUCUCCUAUGGAGUGCACGGGCACUGGCGAGGUUUCUCAGAGUCGGAGAAGUUCCAAAUCGUCGCGAGAGAGUGACGGCAGCCCCCACUGCUCCUCAGCCUCUGAGUUUCCUGUGUCAGGGCGUCAGGGACAUCGGUCACGCAGUCCCCGCUCAUACCCACAGACAAGUGCUGACAUUGGGUCUAGCACCCCAUCGGCAUCCAGUGUGCAGUACUCCCGACGUGAGAACGACACCGUGAGUGAAUCACAGGAGCCUCAGCCUCUGUUGUCAUCUCAAUACGAAACUUUGUCUGAUGAUGAACAGUCCUUGUGAGGGUGUUGCCUAAUACAUGUGAACUUUUUUUUGUCAUGUUUGGGCAUCAUUUUUUAUGCCCCCCUUCGAAGAAGAGGGGGUAUAUUGUUUUGCACAUGUCCGUCUGUUGGUCCGUCCACCAGAUGGUUUCCGGAUGAUAACUCAAGAACGCUUAGGCCUAGGAUCAUGAAACUUCAUAGGUACAUUGAUCAUGACUGGCAGAUGACCCCUAUUGAUUUUCAGGUCACUAGGUCAAAGGUCACAGUGAUAUAAAACGUAUUCACACAAUGGCUGCAACUACAACUGACAGCCCAUAUGGGGGGCAUGCAUGUUUUACAAACAGCCUGUGUUAUGGCUUUGUGUUCAGUCCACGUGUAGUUUGUAGAUAUUAGAGUAGAAAAUAGCAACUAUUUAACAGCAUUUGUGGGCAAUUAAAAUGAGAAUGUUCAUAUACAUACAUUUAUCAUGGUUAUGUAUUUUGCCUGAAUUCUUAUAUGAAAACAUGACAGCUUAAAAAUAUUACAAGCCGGCAAAUUAAAAAAGAGAAUCAUGGAAUUAACUAAUACAAGGCUAUAGUCUUGUGCUUUGUAUAUUUACUCAAGUUGACUUAUACACACACUUGUUGGAUUGAAACUUGAUAUUAAUUGAUUCAUUUUGCAUGUGUUAUUGUUGUAUAAUAUUGUUAUACUGAUAAUCAUGAAAAUAACUGUAAAUGACAGACUGCAGUAUCUCAGUCAGUGUUUUAGUAUAACAAAUAUGAGAAAAUAUCAUUUUGUUUUUUAUAGUGCUUUCUGUUGUAAACAUGGUAAUGAAAACAUAAACAUUAUGUCCCCCACUGUAGCAUGCUUUUAAGAUGUGUGGUUGUUGUCCGUUGUAAUCAUUUUCAUUUCUUAAACAGGUUUGUAUCAAUAGGUAUUGUUGGGAUAUAAGGAUCUGCUUAGGAAAUACAUUUGUUUUCAUGUUAUUCUGGUUGUUCACAGAUGUAAUGAUCCUUAUGUAAACAAUUAACAAGUUUUGUUCUGGUAAGAAUAUCUUUUUCAUUCAUUAAUUUCAUUUGCAGCUGUACUAAAUAAAAUUACAAGAUUCCAAUAACUGUUUAGUUGGGAAUUUUUAAUUUCAUGAUUGCCUUUGCAUGUUCAUUAUCAGUCUCAUUUUGGGCUCUGUAAAUCUAAGGAGACAAACAUAAGUACUUAUACGUUUUAUAUAAAGCAAAAUCAUUUAAAAUUUGAUUUACAUUUACUUCUACAUUGAAAGAAAUAUGAUUUAUUGUUAGCUCCUUAGAGCACAAUGUUCUUAUGUUAAGCUAUUUGGAUACCCUGAUGACCGUUAUCCAUCUGUGUGUGUCCCUCGGUCUGUCAAUAACUUUUUUAAAUGACUCACCAUCAUGAACCACUAGGCAGAGUUGUUCAUAACUUUUUCCUUGGGACGGCCUUCUAUUAAAAUUAUGUAAAUAGCUCUCGUUUGUUGAUUAAUAAGGUCAUGGGUCCAGAUUAAAAAAUUUAUUUAACCCCAUGGCCCAAUUAAAGGUUAACUAGUUGGUUUGUAACAUUGCAUCGUGGUCUUCUACAGAAAUGUUGCAGCAUCUCCAUUGGGUCAACAUUGGCCCUGCUAGAGGGAGAAUUUGUUUAAUGCCAGAGGUUUGGUAUUAGUUAUACAGCCUUGUAUAGUGGUCUUUUCUAAAGAUUGUUCUAAUCUCUACCAUGACCGAACUCAUUUGAUAGUGUGAAAUGUUUUAAAUUGACAUAGAAAAGCAACAUAUGUUUGAUUCUUGCGACUGUUGUCAUAAGUACAACCAAACAUAGGGUCUGAUGUAUUAGCUACACAUUCACAUUGAGCGUACAAGGAUCCUCAAGGUCUUCUUGUUAAUGAUAUUCUGUAGAGUUUUGGGUGAUACAUAUAAUUCUGAUCCUUAUAAUGUCUUGUUUUAUAAUAAGGUAUGAAAGAAUACUCUAUUUUGUUAAUGUUUUAAGGAUAUUAUUUCUGUAUUUGUACCAUUACAGUGAUAAUUAUAUGUGUACAGUGUAUAGUAAUAUUCUCAAUUGAUUUCCAUUCAAUAUCUAUGCCAGAAAGUGGCAUCUUUCGAGGUCUUUUAAUACAUUAUGUGUAUUAUAAUGAACAAGCAUAUAUGGUAUACCAAAUGAAAGUAUAUUUGUAGAUACUGAUAACUGAUCUAGCUUUUCAGUUUAAAAUCUGUUUUGUAUUAUGCUGUGAUAUUGUGCUUUGUGAGGUACAGUGAAAUAAACGUAAAGUGAAACAA